AUGGAAAGUACUGGAAGUGGAGCAUCGUUCCUCCUUGUGCUGCUUAGCCACACUUGGAAGAUUGGGUUUCCCGUUCUAGCACCAAUUUCCAGUCCUAACAUCAGUCCUGACAAAGCUGUUCUGGUAACUGUUCUAGCACCAGUCCUAGCAGCAUUCCUAGCACGCCAGAACCAGAACCGCCAGAACCAUGUGCUAAAACCAGGUGCAAGAACCAGGUGCUGGAACAAGGUGCUGGAGCAAGGUCAAUCGAAACCAGUUUCCUUGUUCAUAAACAGAAACUACUAUCGGAUCGCAUGCCAGGGUGGUGUCAAGGGUAUUACGAGUCAUGGCUUCGCCAUGACCCCUUCUUCUUGA
Colletotrichum lupini is the source of this 354-nucleotide messenger RNA. RefSeq lists its product as uncharacterized. Bases 1 to 354 code for a protein of 117 amino acids. The transcript is spliced from 5 exons. NCBI's taxonomy places the organism in Eukaryota, Fungi, Ascomycota, Sordariomycetes, Glomerellales, Glomerellaceae. The record is from RefSeq and is a predicted model, not a curated record.